Messenger RNA from Amblyraja radiata (thorny skate), 1682 nucleotides. It is a transcript of the gene rtca, whose product is annotated as RNA 3'-terminal phosphate cyclase. The transcript is spliced from 11 exons. Lineage: Eukaryota; Metazoa; Chordata; Chondrichthyes; Rajiformes; Rajidae. The coding region runs from base 214 to 1311 and encodes 365 amino acids. The record is from RefSeq and is a predicted model, not a curated record. Gene Ontology annotation, cellular component: nucleus. Gene Ontology annotation, molecular function: RNA-3'-phosphate cyclase activity. Gene Ontology annotation, biological process: RNA processing.
GAUUGGUGUAGAGGCGGAGUUUGAACGGCUGACUGCGGUGAGAGGCGGAGUUUGAACGGUGACUGCAGUGAGAGGCGGAGUUUGACCGGCGACUGCGGUAUAAGCAAAGAUCCUAUAGCUGUAGGAUCUUUGGUCUAAGGAGCCGGGUUGGCUUUUUCGUGCCGGCCCUUGUUUCGAGUGUGUGGAAGAGGUUUGUGGUUGCGGGGAGCGAUAAUGGCGGAACAGAGCCUGGAAAUCGACGGCGGGAUAAUGGAAGGGGGAGGGCAGAUUUUGCGUGUUUGUACGGCGCUAAGUUGCCUUCUAGGAGUGAAGAUAAAAAUACACAAUAUCCGAGCGGGGAGAAGUACACCUGGGCUGAGGCCGCAGCAUCUGUCAGGACUCCAGAUGAUUUGUGAUUUAUGUGAUGGUUGCCUUGAAGAAGCCAAAGUGGGUUCCACAGAAAUCUACUUCACGCCAGGUAAAAUCAACGGAGGUAACCAUGUUGCAGAUACAAAAACAGCAGGGAGCGUCAGUCUAUUAAUGCAGGUCUCCAUUCCGUGUGUUCUCUUUGCUGCUUCUCCAUCACAACUGAUUUUACGAGGAGGCACUAAUGCUGAGAUGGCUCCACAGAUUGAUUAUACUUUACAAGUCUGUAAACCAAUCAUGGAAAAGUUUGGAUUUCAUUUUGACUGUGAUGUAAAAAUGAGAGGCUACUAUCCAAAGGGUGGAGGUGAGGUGAAAGUAAAACUUUCUCCAAUAAAAUGGAUUACUCCAAUAGACAUGACAGAAAGAGGAACCAUUACAAAGAUCCAUGGGAGAGCCUUUGUUGCUGGAGUUCUACCAAUUAAACUUGCAAAUGAGAUGUCAUCUGCAGCCAUGCGGUGCAUCAGGAAAGAAAUGCGUGACAUUUAUGUGAAUAUCCAACCUCUGCAGGAGCCCAAGGAUAAGGCUUUUGGAAAUGGAAAUGGAAUUAUUAUCGUGGCUGAAACGUCUACAGGGUGUAUACUUGCAGGAUCUGCCCUUGGUAAAAGAGGAGUUUCUGCAGACCGAGUUGGGCUUGAAGCUGCUGAGAUGUUGCUGAUGAAUCUUCGACAUGGUGGAUGUGUGGACCAGUACUUGCAGGACCAGAUUAUAAUUUUCAUGGCUCUCGCUAAGGGUGUCUCCAGAGUAAGAACUGGACCAUUGACCCUUCACACUCAGACUGCUAUACACUUUGCAGAAAUGCUAACCAAGGCCAAGUUUACAGUAAAUAAAAUCAAUGAUCAAGAAUCUGGAUCAGAAAGAUGCAUCAUAGAAUGUGAAGGGAUGGGAAUGACAAAUCCCAGCAUCUGAUAUCUGAAAUGUAUAUAUGCAAAAACAGUAGAAGCUGUAUAUUGUCCAGUACUUUGGGGAAUCUUAAUCCUAGUGACUGUUUCAUGUGAGAUUCAAAUUUACAAAAAUAAAUAUUGGAUUGCAAUCCAGCUUUUUUUUCUCUUGUGGAUACACUGCUGUAGGAAGAGAAGUGAACUGGGUAAAAAAUCUAAAAACUAAAGGAGUAUACAGUCUAAUUUGGACGUGAAAAGGACUUGUGCUAUCCAAUAAGUAAUUUAAUCUCAAUAGUAUGUCUCUGUGUAUUCUCUGUGGUGUUUUACUGCUGGUCCAGCAAGAGGAACAUUGCUUUAUAAAAUAGCAGACAUUUAAAAAAUAAAAUUCUGCUUAAUGAU